Molecule: messenger RNA, 544 nt
Organism: Bombus pascuorum
Lineage: Eukaryota; Metazoa; Arthropoda; Insecta; Hymenoptera; Apidae
Exons: 4
Coding region: 1-363 (120 amino acids)
Source: RefSeq, a predicted model, not a curated record
AUGGCUGACUGUAUGAACGUGGACGUACCAGUGGUGGGUACACUGGGUACGAACGAGCUGGUUAAAGACAAGAACAUGUCAAUGCAAAUGGACGUUCGUUCACGAUCACAGGGCACCCUUUGCAAGUUCACGCAAGAGGUUCGCGUUGUCUCAGAGAGACCGCUACGCCGCCCACGUCGUCGCCGAUUACCGGGAGGUAUACGUGAAAGUCGGAAUAAUUACAGGCGGCACGGACGCAAAUCCUGCAAUACGGUAGUCAGUAGGCGGUAUGGCCUACCAACAGGCGCAUACAGGUAUACGCAAGCUCUUUGUCGGACGGAGGUGGAGUACGGGUUAUAUUGGCGCCACCUCCUGCACGGUUAAGCGAGCGACUAGGGCAGACUUACGCCUUACGCCUCUCUCUCUCCCUCUCUCUUUUCCCCUUUCUCCAGCUCUCUGACUAUUCGUAUCUCGUUCUCCCUCGUUGGUUCGUCCCUCGGCACCUCUCGCUCUCUCGAAUGCUCGCUUACUCCGGUCUGUUCCGUUCUGUUCUCUGCUCUUCUCU